Syzygium oleosum is the source of this 1790-nucleotide messenger RNA. RefSeq names its product formin-like protein 3. The record is from RefSeq and is a predicted model, not a curated record. The transcript has a single exon. Bases 1008 to 1559 code for a protein of 183 amino acids. NCBI's taxonomy places the organism in Eukaryota, Viridiplantae, Streptophyta, Magnoliopsida, Myrtales, Myrtaceae.
GGAUUUAUUGUAACCAAAACAAUCCCGGUCCGAGAUUAUCUUUCGCAAUUUCCAAACACCCUAUUUAUCCGCUAUUGAUUAUCUGUACAAAGGAUACAGUCUACUUCUAGUGUAGAAACCAUCGAAUCCAAGAAGCCUGUGUGUCACCUUUGAUCUGAUGAUGGUCAAGAUCACGUUCCCAAGAUUUGAGAGUUUUGACAUUGAUCCCGCCGGAGACUCCUUCCUCUCUUGGGUAGCUCUCUGAUUCUGUUACCGUCCCUUCUGGAUUCUGCUCCCAAAACAGGGUUUUAGAUUCCUUUCCUAGGCUUUUUACCCCCCCCCCAAAAUUAGACAGCAACAUAAUUUCUUGUUUUUUUCUCUUCUUUUGUCUUUCGGUUUUUCGGUGAAACCCCCAUUAUUGAGGUUGGAAGAUCGGUCGAAGAACCAAGCAGCCCCACCCCCCCCCCAUUUUUCAAAGAUCCUUCCACACAACUGCCCUGUUUAGCAGUCGAUCGAUCGAUCUGAAAACGAAAGCCCUGUUUUUGUUUUUUUUUUGUUGAAUCAGCUCUUCCUUCACCUUGUGUGAUUUCUUCGGCCAUCUGUCCCAACUUACGAGCAGAAAACACCUUCCCAGCUCGACCCAUCACGCCAUUCUCUUUGAUGCUUCCCGAGGACGACGUUCUUGAAUCGCCCCCGUCGUCACAAACCCUAGUCCUCCGGUUUCCAAUCUCCGAAUCGAGGGAGUUCUUUUUUUUUUAUUUUCUAUUUUUAUCCAAAUUAGAGACCGGGAAGGAGGAAUUUCGGCGUUCGGGGCAAAAGGGUCGAUCGAUUCCGCUUGAUCGUCCCCGAAUCUCAUCUUGUUCGACGGAAAGGUGAGAUUUUUGUGUUUCUGGCUUCAAGAGGUGAGCAGGGGAAAAGAUCGAUGAAGUGGGGUCAUUCUCAGCUCAAGACAGGCGAACAGAAGAUUUCAUUUGCAUUGAGAAUCUCCCCGAAGUUCUUGUUGUAGUUGUUUGUGCUGGUGUUGUUUCAUGGAGUCGUUGUUAUCAGCUCAUUUUGUUGUGAUUCUGGUGUCUGUAUUUGCAAUCUGGGCCAUUGUAGUUGAGUCUCAAUCCCAGAAUGCACCCGACGCUCAACUGUCACCUCCACCUUUGAUCCCUCCCCCACCUCCUCCUCCGCUGCCGCCCCCGCCGCCUCCUCCUCCUCCUCCGCCCCCACCGCCUCCUCCGCCGUCUCCAUCCCCACCGCCACCGUCGACACCACCGCCGCCGCCGCCGUCUCCAUUAACUCCCCCCCCUCCGUCGACUUCGCCACCAGACACUCUGCCGUCGCCCCACUUUUUAGGAAAUAACAACAGCACAAAGAGAUCGUCGCAUCCGUCAGAUAAUCGGUGGCAUGGUGCAAAUAAUAACAGAAGCAGGAGGCCCCCGCCACGGGGUGAAGACAAGAUCAAUACAGGCAAGAAGCUGGGGUUGUUAUUUAUUGGCAUAGCUUCGGUUUUGCAGAUUUUCGUCGCGGGGUUUUUGAUAUUUAAGAGAAAGCAGCUGAUGAAAAUUAAGGUUAGAUAUGAAACAUGUCCAUGAGAGUUCGACAUUGGUUCAAUUGAAGUACAAGGGUGGAGAUGUGGUUCAUUGAUGAGAUUGUUUUGUUGGAGGACUAACAGGAGGAGUUCAUUUGUGAAUGGCCAGAGGAACCAUUGAGACGAGAGGUUGUUGAUAGAUAGCAAUUGCAAAUUGACUGUAGCAUACAUCGAUCAUCAGAGACCUUGAUUUUUAUUUUUUAUGUAUCUGUAAUUGGUGAUUGCCGCUUUCUUA